Messenger RNA from Ricinus communis (castor bean), 1295 nucleotides. RefSeq lists its product as uncharacterized. Lineage: Eukaryota; Viridiplantae; Streptophyta; Magnoliopsida; Malpighiales; Euphorbiaceae. The record is from RefSeq and is a predicted model, not a curated record. The transcript is spliced from 2 exons. The coding region runs from base 297 to 1103 and encodes 268 amino acids.
AAACAUCAAACGCCUUCUAUUUGUCUCAAAUCAUCUGUUAGCUGAUGAGGUAACAUAAUGAAGACUGGCAAGUACCAGAAACACAAAGAUAAGAUUCUUUUCAAGUGUUUCCUAUAUAUGCUAAUGAUAUACAACUUGCUAAGCUUGAAUCUUUGCGUCUGCCUAUCUUGAAGAAGCAAUUAAACCGAUAAAAAACAUAACAUGAUUGCUGGUUUCUCUUUCUCCUUUUAGGGCUUCCUCACUGGCAUUUGGAAUUUUGGCAAACCAGUGAUGAACUGUCAUUUGCCUUCAACAAGAUGCAUGAGUUCUCCACUGCUGAUGGUUUUGUGGAGAUAACUGAAAGUCUGGCGGAGAUGAUCAAGUACGUGGCAAAUGAACCUUCUGUAGGCCUUUUCUAUGUUCAGCAGCACAUUCAAAAUGCAGUUCCCAAUGUAGUUAGCCUCAAGGAUAAUGUUACCGAGAAGUCGCAUGAAACAGUUUUGCACACUGAAGACACAGAAGAUUCUAUCACCAUGGUGAGAUCAAUGAAAAAUUGUGGUUUAUCCAUUGCUGAUGAGAUGAUAAAAGACAUCAGGAAAUCUCUAGCACAGAUAUCAGAAAAACAACCAAGAAGGGGACUAAUUCGUAGCUCAACUUCAGGCUUUCGAAUAGGAAGAACUAGUUCGUGGGGACCAACCACUUGGGGUCAUAAUGGAGUCCAGCAGGAAACCAAAAGAAACAGUAAUUAUUUUUCAUCCGUAUUUAAGACUGCAAAAGAAAGGGCUAGCAAUUUCAAGUGGCCUCAGCUUGAUCUUAAAGAAUCAACACCAACCUUGGGUGAGAAGCUACUUUCUCGUCCUACUCCACUGCAAUUGGUUGCAUCUACUAGCACUAGUUCAUCCAUGCCUGAUUUUGAAUUUGAUGAACUCCCUCUGUCAAGUCUUGCUGCUGAUGAGCCACUAGAAGAUGAUGAACAAGUUGAGAUGAACUUGCCAUCUCAUACUUUAUUGUCACAAUCAGGAAACUUUGAUGAGUUCAAGGCUGAUAAAGAAGCAAAACUAGAGCAGUGGUUAGAAGAAACUAAUAAAACUGACAGCCGGGGUAAACUGCAAGAGGGAGAGUGAUACCAAAGUGUGUUUUUUUUAUUCCUGCUUUUUCAUUUUUUCGGUCUUUUAGCAACUUUUUAGAUGCUAAGAAGACUUCUACUUGUACAACCUGUUGUUUGUAAUAUACUUGUUCCUUGAUAAUAUAUAUUUGAUUAUUUCAAUAAAAAUCUGCAACUAGAACCCUUCUGGUGGUUCUAUAGAGUUCUGGUA